Fusarium odoratissimum NRRL 54006 is the source of this 726-nucleotide messenger RNA. RefSeq lists its product as uncharacterized. The record is from RefSeq and is a predicted model, not a curated record. NCBI's taxonomy places the organism in Eukaryota, Fungi, Ascomycota, Sordariomycetes, Hypocreales, Nectriaceae. Bases 1 to 726 code for a protein of 241 amino acids. The transcript is spliced from 4 exons.
AUGGCGUCUGCGCAUAGUCAUUUCCUUAUCUCCACCUCAAGUCUAGAGGAAGAUGGUUGCCCUUCAACCCUGCGAGAUCGCCUGCGCGACGAUGAUACUCCAGCGACAAGUUCCUCCACCGGGCCUAUUCCCUACCACAACAUCUACCAGCAGGUUCACGCUUGUCUUGGGAAGUCCUUGAAUACUUCAAAGCCCGAAAGCAAGGUUGUUCAUGCACCCCAGAGCAAUGAUCAGGCUUCACAGCUUCGAGAAUCGUAUGCUCGCAUGGGCAUGUCCCUCCACAGCUCUGCGAUCGACCACCUCGUAAAGGCGCACACCGAUGUGCAGGCCAAGACAGCGCGGUUCGCAGAGAAAUCUGGCCAGACCUUGUCGCAAUCCAAACAGCUAUACGCCAACAUCGCCUACCCGCUGGCGGCCACACUUUGUCAUCACAAUGACCAUGAAGGCCACCCCCGAGCAACUGUUGCGGUUCAUUUACAGAAGCUCCAGGAAGAAAUCGCUGCCGCCAGAGAAGAGGCUUGGAAGGAACUAAACAAGGAGCUCGCCGAUCAAAUUAAUGAGAAUGGCGUCGAUGAGGAGGUUUUAAAGGCUGCUGAGGAUUUCAAGGCGCAGGCGGAGGCCAUCGUGGAGGAAAAGUGUCAACUCUUGGACGAGGUUGACAAGGAGUUCAAGGCUGAGAUCCAGAACCAGACUUUGAAAAUGAUGCAGGAUCUCUUCGACGAUUGA